AAUGCAACCUUUCCAAGUAUAAAUUGUUCUUGCCUAACAGUUGAUAAACAAAGUUAACACAAAUAUUUCAAAGCAAAACAAGUUACCUACAUAACCUAAAAAUGCAUAUGGCUUCUAACUUGCAAAGGACACUGAUCAAAGGACAACCUCCUUCUACUGAUAAGAUCUAAGAUCUGUGUGAACUUAGUGUAAUGUGUCUACAGGUUGUACUACCAAACCAAACAGCCGGUCAAAGCAGUGCUUCCAUUCAAUACAUGUGGAAUUACACAUGUGUUUAUUUACAUUUUACAAUGGUUUUGACAUAUAUAUAUAUUAUAUAUCAAGUCAUUCAUUUACCGGCAGAAACGAAAGUUAUCAAUUUUAGAAAAUUUUCAGUUAUUUACACAAUAUUAUCUCUAAAAUGGCAUCUAUUCGCUCCGUACUGUUUGAGGGUGUCCGUGUCAGCGCUAUUAUGGCAGUCGGGGACGUUAUUUGCCAAAAAGUUGUGGAAAAACGAGAGCUUCGCGACGUAGAUGUAAAACGUGUGUUGAAAUUUUCUUCCGUGGGUUUAUUAUAUAUCGGCCCAGCAUUGAAAUUUUGGUAUGGAAGUCUUGAUAAAAUCGUUCCGAAAAAUGGCUCGACACUUAAACGCGGAUUGAAGAAAAUGGCUUUAGAUCAAAUAUGUUUUGCACCAGUAUUUCUAGCCGGUGUGAUAAGUGUAUUUGGUUUGGUAAAUGGUGAUAAACCAGCAGUAAUAAAAGAACGAUUGAGAAAGGAUUAUAAAACGGUUAUGACUGGAAAUUAUAUACUUUGGCCGCCUGCACAAAUUUUCAAUUUCACCUUCAUUCCAAUUAACUAUCAAGUAGUGUUUGCGCAGUUCGUAGCACUUUUUUGGAAUAUAUAUUUAUCCUUAAAGUUGAAUGAUGAUAAUAAGUAAUUAUUUGCUGUAAAACCGCAACCUCUUACGAGAAAAGCCACACAAGAGCAUAGCAUCGGAUGUUAAGAGAUAUUUAUGAAUCUGCCCAUAAGAACAUGCAUUUAUCGUAAGAUGCAACCAAAUCGCGUUAAUCCUAAUCUCCAUAAAAAAAUGCAAAAUAUAAAGAAAAAUGUAAAAAAUACUUAUGUGUAAUACUAUAAUACUAAAAAGUGUACAUACAUAUAUGAUACGAAUGAAAUACCAUAAAUGUCGCAAUUCUUAUAAUACAAAAGAAAUAUAUUUGGA
Molecule: messenger RNA, 1201 nt
Organism: Anastrepha ludens (Mexican fruit fly)
Lineage: Eukaryota; Metazoa; Arthropoda; Insecta; Diptera; Tephritidae
Gene: Mpv17
Product: mpv17-like protein
Exons: 2
Coding region: 401-916 (171 amino acids)
Cellular component (GO): membrane; cytoplasm
Source: RefSeq, a predicted model, not a curated record